GAACGCCUGCGCCGAGGAAAGGUGCUGCCUCUUCCACCCCUCCCGCGCGGGAAUUGGCACGGCGCCCCCUGGCGGCCGGGAGGAGCAGGAAAGAGCACUGGAAGCUGCUGGGCAACCUGAAGACCACAGUGGAAGGGUUGGUGUCCACCAGCAAUCCCAACGUCUGGUCCAAGUAUGGCGGCCUGGAGCGGCUCUGCAGGGACAUGCACAGCAUCCUGUACCAUGGGCUCAUCCACGACAAGCAGGUGUACUGCAGGCAGAAGGAUUACUGGCAGUUCGUGAAGGACAUCCGCCGGCUGAGUCCCACCUCUGCUCAUCACCUGGAGAAGUUCAUCAGCCUGCAUGAGAACAGCCAGCCCAGCCCAGACAGCCACAGUGACCAAGCUAUUGCACAGCUGUGGCUGCAGCACAGCCUGCAGUUCCACUGCCUCUCGGCACAACUCAGACCUCUCCUGGGGAACAGGCAGUACAUAAGGAAGUUCUACGCAGACACAGCCUUCCUGCUUAGUGACGCCCACGUCACAGCCAUGCUGCAGUGCCUGGAGGCUGUCGAGCAGAACAACCCCAGGCUGCUGGCUCAGAUCGACACAUCCAUGCUGGCCGGCACAUCACUGCCCUCCGUGUGCUCCUCAGGUCCCUCUGCUGGGACAGGAGAGAUGUGUGACCACGAUGCUAUAGGACAGCAGAGCCGCCUGCCUGGGGCACUGGGCUGCCUGGAUCAUCUCGCUGAGAGCCUGCUCACCAGGAAGGGUGAAGGUCUGUCUCCAGUGACAAAGAGUCAGAGCCUGACUGCGCUUCCUGGGUCUUUCUAUACCCUGUCUCCAGGCUGCAUGAAGCAGCACCACUGCGGGUCCUUCUCCAGUCUGCCUCACCCGGCCUCCUCUGGCCUUCCAGACAGGAGACCAGCAAGCUCCUCCAUCAGCUCCAGCUCCAGCCAACCCCAGGAACACUGCCUGGCCUCCCGGUCCUCCUCCUUCAGUGAGGGCAGAUCUCCUUUGGAGCAGCCCAGCGCUGUCCCUCCAUCCCACAUCCCCUCACCCAAAGACCCCUUCUCCCCAGCCAGCGAGAUGAGUUCCAGCACCACCAGCCAGAGCGAGGACACUUGGGCAGGGAGUCAGGAUGAUCCACAAAGCGAUGCUAACGAUGGGCCGGAGUACCUGGCCAUUGGGAACUUGGGGCGCCGGGGCCGGGCCUGCAGCAGCACCAGCACCAGCAGCAGUAAGAGCAGCAGCUCCAACAUGUUCUCCUCUAGCAGCUCCCAGAAGCUGGACUCAGGGGACCGGGGGGCGAACGGAUGUGGCAGCAGAGGCUUGGGCCUGUUGCGCCGGUCCAGCUUUUCAGAGGGACAGUCAUCGGUGUCGCAGGGCAUCCUCAAGAAGAGCCAUCUGCGCUCACACUCUGACACCAAUGUGGCUUCGGGGAAAUUGCAUGAGUCCCAUGCUGAUACAGGUGGAGGAAGAGGGACUGUCUCUGGUUCCACCCAGAGCAGCGAACUGAGCACACCCAGCUCCCUCUACAUGGAGUAUGACUCUGGCCAGUACCUGAGCUCGGGAGAAGGGAUGUUCAGAAGACCCUCAGAAGGGCAGUCCCUCAUCAGUUACCUCUCUGAGCAGGACUUUGGCAGCUGUGCAGAUCUGGAGAAGGAGAAUGCUCAUUUUAGCAUCUCAGAGUCACUAAUUGCUGCUAUCGAGCUGAUGAAAUGCAACAUGAUGAGCCGGCAGCUGGAGGAGGAAGAGGAAGACAGCGACAAGGAGAUCCAGGAGCUCAAACAAAAGAUUCGCAUUAGGCGCCAGCAGAUCCGCACCAAGCACAUGUUCUCUACCUGCCAGGAGAUGGGCUCAGACAGCCUUGUGGCGACAGACAGCGAGUCCCAGUUCAGCUCCCACGGCUCCAUGCGCCUGUCUGAUUCGGGCUCUGCAGAGGAUGUGGAGGAGUACGAGAUCCGAGAUGGUAACGAUGGAUCUAACCUGAUUCAAAUGUCCAAGGACGGCCUCUCAGUGUCAAUGGCUUCCUUGUUCUCAGAUGCAGACAUCAAGAGGAACCCUGACUCCAGCAGGAAGCCCUUUCUCUCCUCAGAGUCCAUAUCCCACUCAUUCGGCAAUUCAAACUCUGCAGAAGCUGUGGCCAUGGGUUUGCUGAAGCAGUUUGAGGGCAUGCAGCUGCCAGCUGCCUCCGAAUUGGAAUGGCUCGUCCCUGAACACGAUGCCCCGCAGAAGCUCUUGCCCAUCCCCGACUCUCUGCCUGUCUCUCCCGAUGAUGGAGAACACGCUGACAUCUACAAGCUGAGGAUUCGGGUGCGUGGAAACCUGGAGUGGGCCCCCCCACGACCACAGAUCAUCUUCAACGUUCAUCCAACCCCAACGAGGAAGGUAGCUGUGGCCAAGCAGAAUUACCGGUGUGCAGGCUGUGGCAUCCGGACCGAUCCUGAUUACAUCAAGCGACUGCGGUACUGUGAGUACCUGGGGAAGUAUUUCUGCCAGUGCUGCCACGAGAACGCCCAGACAGUCAUCCCCAGCCGCAUCCUGCGCAAGUGGGACUUCAGCAAGUACUAUGUGAGCAACUUCUCCAAAGACCUGCUGAGCAAGAUCUGGAGCGACCCGCUCUUCAACGUGCAAGAUAUCAAUCCUGCCCUGUACCGGAAGGUGAAAUCUCUCAACCAAGUGUGGCUGCUGCGAAUCCAGCUCUUCCACAUGAAGAACAUGUUUAAGACCUGCCGGCUAGCUAAAGAUCUCCUGGACUCCUUCGAUGCGGUGCCUGGUCACUUGACAGAGGAUUUGCAUCUCUACUCUCUAAGCGACCUCAGUGCCACCAAAAGGGGGGACCUGGUGCCUCGCCUGACGGAACUCCUGAAGGCAGGCAGCCUGCACGUUGAGAAAUGCAUGUUGUGCCAAGCCAAAGGCUUCAUCUGUGAGUUCUGCCAGAAUGAAGGCGACAUCAUCUUCCCCUUUGAGCUCAACAAGUGCAAGACAUGUGAAGAAUGCAAAGCCUGCUACCACAAGUCCUGCUUCAAGUCCACACGCUGCCCUCGCUGCGAGCGACUCCAAGCCCGGAGAGAGCUGCUGGCCAAGCAGAGCAUGGAGUCCUACAUCUCAGACUAUGAAGAUGAUGAGCUGGAGCAGCAGGAGGCAGCAACAGCCACCUAAGCAUGGUGCAGCAGAGGAGCAGGCACUAGGUCUAUUUACACCGUCAUCACCAGAGACUGAACCAAGCAUACUUACGGUGAGGAGGACUGGCAGGACACUCGUCAUACCUGGAGUAGUGUCAAAGGGAUCUGCUUUCCCCUGUACAGCAGUGUUAAGGAAGGAGUAUCUUCUGUCAUCUGGUCUGUUCCAGGUAAUGGACACCCUGUGAUGCCUUGAUGUGGGGAAAGGUGGUGGCCAGUCCUGUCUGUCCUGCAGGCAGAAAGUGAGUCUUUACCAGGCAAUCACUUGUGAGCCUGUCUGCAGCCUUCUCCUUGUCCAUCUCCAUCUCCUUCUUCCUGGAGGAGUCCUCGGUGGGGUCAGCACUUUCUGCUCAUCAGCUGGACACUGAAAGCUCUGGCUGUCCGCUCCUGGGAGAGGGAAGUCAGCUCUCCAAAUCCUCCCAUCCUGCGUCUUGCUGCUAGUUUGUACAUGGAAGUAGGGGAAGGUUUGGGGGGAGGGGGUUGAUGGAACAUUUAGCAGUUCCCUUUUUUAACAUCUGGAUUGGAACCAUUGCCAGUAAACCAUUGCUCUCCCUCCAGAAUCAGAACAGAGGAAGUAGCAAUGAUGUAAACACUGUAUGUCAGCCCUACCUCCCCCCACACUAUCCAUGCUGAGCUGCUCCAUCUCCUUCCACCCCAAAGGCAUUGCAGUGGGGGCAGCUGGGAUGUGCGGCUGUGUGAGGGGACUGGUACUGCUGGGCAUGGGGCUGGAGGCAGCUCUGCAUGGCAGGACACACAGUUAGCAAGGCUUCAAACCUCAUAUCCCCUUCAUGCUGCUGCUCUGUCCUCCCUGAAGGCUGCCUCUUCCUGUAAAAGGGACAUGGCACCUCCCCAUGGCAGCAGCAUCAGGGCCUGCCUUGCAUGCAGCUGUCUUCUGCCUGUACCAGUCAGGAUGUGUAAAGCCUCUUGGCUCAGUCCUCUGAUCACCUCCCCCUAACCUCUCUGUCCUGGUUUUUUUUUGUUGUUGUUUUUUUUUUUUUAGUUGGCUGGAUUUGGUUUUAUUUUUUAAAUGUGAUUGUAUGUAUUUUUAACUGUUUGUUCCCCAUCCCAAGGAGAUGCUCAUUUUAGGGAGCAUACAAUUUGCUUGGGACUUAGUAGUCUAAAAUAUCCAAAGCUUACCUGCUCCUGGUCCAUCACCCCCUGACAGGGGCUGGGGAGUGCCAGGGGUUCCCUCUCCCAUCAGCUCUGCUGCCCUGGGGAGAGGGGUCACCAAGUCCCUCUAGGGAACAGAGCAGGCUGCUCCCAGAAAGAGUGCACCUGAGAGAGGCCUGGCCCUGGAAAUACUGCAAGGUGCCUCUGUAGCCAGGGAUGCUUUAUCCCAUGGCAUGCGUCCAGCACCAAGUUAUCAUGGGAGGGACACGUGCACCCAGCAUUAGGGUGGAUGUUAAGAAGGAUAGUGGAGCCUGUGUAUGUGCAAGAAGGGUGGUGAAGGGCAGGGGGCAAUAUGCUGUGAGAAGGCUUUCAAGUUGUGUCUAGGUAUGAAGUGUUGGAAGGGCAAGGAUGGGACUGGGAGAGGUGGCCGCAGUGUGACUCCAAGCCUUGCUGAUAGGACAGCAUCUCUUCCCUGUGCUGCAGCAUCCUGCCACAACCAGCUCUAGGGGUCUCAACCUGAAGCAGUUCCAUUCCCCACCUGCUCCCCUGAGUUCUUGCCUCCUCCCAUCUAUCCUCAUUUUCCCCAGGAGAGCAGUUGCUCUCCUACCUGCUCUGCAGCUGGAAGCUCUGGAGCUACCACAACUUGGUCUACCUUGCCAGCAGAAAGCAUUGCCACUGUUCUUGCCUCUGGUCCACGCGCUGCCAUCCAGCUCAGCAGGACGAGCUGGCCUCCCUCCUCCUGGGAUCUGGCUCAGAGCAGCACAACUUCAUCCACACCAUUUUGUUUGAAGCACUUUAAUGUCAUGGGGCACUGGCUGAGAGGUUGCCCACAUCCCGUUCUAGAAGCACUGAGUAUAUUUAGAGAAAAGCAAAUGGAUUUUGGUUUAUUUGUGUUUUCUUCCCUCCGUCUGAAAACAAUGGGGACUUGAAACCUGGCAGAGGGCUCUGGAGCAAGGUGAUGUCCAACACUAACAUCCUGAUGUGAUGCUGGAGCUUGCCAAGGCCCCAACAGUUUCUAAAGGAAAACCACAAGCUGCCCCAGCAUUUCACUGGAGCCCUCCCAAUGGGACUGCUGCACAGCGUAGCAAUGAAAAUGCCGUCCCUAAUAAACUAAGUUAACAUGA
Molecule: messenger RNA, 5397 nt
Organism: Phasianus colchicus (ring-necked pheasant)
Lineage: Eukaryota; Metazoa; Chordata; Aves; Galliformes; Phasianidae
Source: RefSeq, a predicted model, not a curated record